AUGUGGCGGCGGCGGCGGGCGCGGGGCGGCGGCGGCGGGCGCUGGUGGCCGGCGGCGGCCCUGGUGCUGACGCUGUCGGUGCCGGCGGUGCGGCCCGGUGGGCUGUACUCGGCCUCUGACCCUUUGGAGCUGUUGGGGACGGAGGCGGAGGGGCGGCUGCUGGGCUCCCCCAGCGCCUGGGCCGUCGAGUUUUUCGCGUCCUGGUGCGGGCACUGCGUCCACUUCGCGCCCACAUGGCGGGCCCUGGCCAACGACCUCCGCGAGUGGAGGCCUGCGGUGAUGCUGGCGGCCAUCGACUGUGCCGACGAGGCCAACCAGCAAGUGUGUGCUGAUUUUGGGAUAACUGGCUUUCCCACGCUGAAGUUCUUCAGAGCUUUUAGCAAGAAGGCAGAGGAUGGGAUAAGGAUUACCAAUCCCGGUGCCAGCGUGGAGGACCUGCGCCAUGCUAUCAUCACCAACUUGGAGCAGAGCCAGGAUGCCUGGCCGCCUGCCUGCCCUCCGCUGGAGCCAGCCAGCACGGAGGAGGUUCGCACCUUCUUCCAGAGGAACAAGGACCGGUACCUGGCUCUGAUCUUCGAGAAGAGUAACUCCUUUGUGGGCAGAGAGGUUGCACUGGACAUGCUGCAGUACGAGAACGUGGCGGUGAGGAGGGUGCUAAGCAGUGAGAAGGAUCUCGUGGAGAAGUUCGGCGUCACCACUUUCCCCUCUGGCUACCUGCUGCUCCGCAAUGGCUCCUUUUCCCGCCUGCCUGUGCACAUGGAGGCACGCUCCUUCUACACCUACUACCUGCGCACGCUCUCGGGCAUCACCCGCGGCUCCUACAAGCUCAACACAACCAUCAGCGCAUCCAACGAGACCAACACAUCCCAGCCAAAGCCUGCUGACCGCUCCAAGGUGUACAUGGCCGACCUGGAGUCCACACUGCACUACACGCUGCGGGUGGAGGCUACCCGCCCUGCCGUGCUGUCAGGAGCACAGCUGGAUGCCUUCAGGUGCUACGUGGCCUUGCUGGUGAAGUACUUCCCUGGGCGCCCCUGCGUGCAGACCUACCUGCAGUCGCUGGAUACCUGGCUGAGGAACUGGACGGAGCCUGAGCUGCCCCGCAGCACUUUGAAGGAGGCCAUGAAGAAUAAGAGAGAUGCCUCCCACCCUGCUGUGCUCCCCACCAAUGUGACCUGGGUGGGCUGCCAGGGCAGUGAACCCCACUUCCGUGGCUACCCCUGCGGGCUCUGGACCAUCUUCCACCUGCUGACUGUCCAGGCUGCCCAGAGCGGCCCUGACAAAGAGCUGCCGCUGGAGGUGCUGGGCACCUUGCGCUGCUACGUCCGGCACUUCUUCGGCUGCCAGGAGUGUGCGCAGCACUUCGAGGCCAUGGCGGCAGAGUCCAUGGAGCGGGUGGCAGGCCGGGAGGAGGCCGUCCUCUGGCUCUGGUCCCACCACAACCGGGUCAACGCUCGCCUGGCAGGAGGUGACACGGAGGACCCCAAGUUUCCUAAGCUGCAGUGGCCUCCACCCGACAUGUGUCCCCAGUGUCACAAGGAGGAGCGGGGAGUGCACGCCUGGGACGAGGCAGCCGUGUUCACCUUCCUCAAGGCACACUUCUCCCCGGCCAACAUCUCCCCAGACUACGCUGAGGCUGACCCCAUCCCCAGGGAGGGGACGGGUGCCAGGCUGGGCAGUGAGCAGCCGCGAGCAGAGAGAGAGGAAGAGGAGGAAAAGGAGACAGAGGGUGAGCUGAGAGCUCCGGGGCGACCGGGCUCCCCCGAGCCACGCCGGCCCAGCAUUGUGCGGCUGAACCCCAGGCAGCGGGAGGCAGGUGAGGACAUCGUGGACCUGGACUCCUUCAGCGAGCAGCACUUCAAGAGCCAGGCCCUGAGCGCGGCAGCUGGCCGGCGCCAGCGCCUCAGCAAGCGGGACACCAUUGCCCUGCCCCGCGGGGCCGGGCUGGGUCGCGAGCGCCGGCGGGCUCCUGCCGGCCUGCUCCGGCACCGCGACGAUGAGGAGGAGGCUGGGGACAGCCUGAGGAGGAGUCCCUGGCUGCGGGUGCUGGGCUUGGGCUUCUCCCGCCUGGACAUCAGCCUGUGCGUGGCCCUGUACCUGCUGUCAUCCCUGUGCCUGCUGGGCAUGUACACCUUCUUCCGCCUGCGCACGCGCGCCCGCAAGAGCCGCCCCGGCUUCCCCAUGGCCUGAGAACAGCCCUGCGAUGGGGCAGCGUGUGCUCCUCCAGCGGGAAGGGGGCUGGGGGGCGGGGAUUGUCCCCUGUCGCAGCAGUCACCUCACCCGGGGUAGAGGGGUCUUUUGGAGGGGAGAGGAGGUGUUGGAGCAUCCCCCUCUCUGGUUGCAAGGCCAUGGUUUUGGGGGUGUGGGAGCUGGGAGGCCACCUGCUGCCCUGGGGAGCUCCUCGCCGCAGGGCUGGUUUCAGACUGGAAAGCCCAAUCCCAUGCUCGGGAGCAACCCUUUGGGGUCAAACCACUACUGGGCUGGGAGGUGGGGGAUGGGGAGGAGUUAGCCCCCCCCCCCAAAAACACAGACCCCACUGAGCUGGAGGGGUGGCAGUUGUGUGUUCAGCUGCAUUUUUGUGUCCUUCACUUUGAGACAGGGAGCGGGGCCUGUCUCCCUGCCUUGUCCCUCCCCAGGCUGCUGCUCGCUCUCUGCUUGUCUUAGUGGAAUAAAUUAUUUUUGCUGAGGCCGACCCCGCUGUGUCAGCUGGUCCCUGCUGUGUGGACACCCUGGGACAGCACCUCCCCUCCCCAGCCUCCCCCAUCGCCCCAGGAACAGCACUGCCUUGGUUUAAAUUCUUUAAAAUAAUUGUAUGUGUUGUUACUGUACCUUUUUCUCCUGCUUUUUGCUUCUGGAUGCACCUGUGGCUGGCUCCCCCCAUACAGCUGGCAUGGGCACAGGAUCAGGGUGGCUCGGGGUUUGUCCUCAGGCAGGGAGUAAGGGGGAAAGGGAGGGAGGCAGGAAGCUGCUGGAAAAAAGCUGGCACAAGCCACCGAGCCAGAUGAGCCCGUGGUCCAGGGUAGGGAGACGGGUAGGAGCAUCCCCACAUCCCCCCGGGGACUGGGACCUCCGCAGGCGCCUGUCCCCGAUUCUCUCUGCCCUUUUAUCCUUGUUAGGGAUCAUUAAGGAAAAUGGUUGUUUUCCAGAGCUAGGGCCGGGGCCAUCUGCUCUCCCGGCGCUGCCUAAAUCCUCCUGUAACAAAUUCAUUGGGAUUACGCUGCCCUCCCCUAAUCCCGGCCCUUCCCCCUACGCGGGGGAUUUAAAAGGAUUAGAGCCCCGCCGAUAAUAAACUUUAUUAAGGGGGGCGUGUGUGUGUCAA
Molecule: messenger RNA, 3319 nt
Organism: Colius striatus (speckled mousebird)
Lineage: Eukaryota; Metazoa; Chordata; Aves; Coliiformes; Coliidae
Gene: QSOX1
Product: quiescin sulfhydryl oxidase 1
Exons: 12
Coding region: 1-2190 (729 amino acids)
Biological process (GO): protein folding
Cellular component (GO): Golgi membrane
Molecular function (GO): protein disulfide isomerase activity; flavin-dependent sulfhydryl oxidase activity
Source: RefSeq, a predicted model, not a curated record